AGGGUAAAAAUGAACGUAGGAGUUGCCCACAGCGAGGUAAAUCCAAACACACGGGUGAUGAACAGUCGUGGAAUGUGGCUGACAUACGCACUCGGAGUUGGCAUGCUGCACAUUGUCUUGCUCAGCAUUCCUUUCUUUAGUGUCCCUGUCGCCUGGACUUUAACAAAUGUGAUUCACAACCUGGGAAUGUAUGUGUUUUUGCAUGCAGUAAAGGGAACUCCUUUUGAAACACCUGAUCAGGGGAAAGCUAGGCUACUAACACACUGGGAACAACUGGAUUAUGGAGUACAAUUUACAUCUUCAAGAAAAUUCUUCACGAUCUGUCCGAUAAUUCUGUACUUCCUGACAAGUUUCUAUACAAAGUAUGAUCCAACACACUUUAUCCUCAACACAACCUCUCUCCUGACCGUGCUUAUCCCCAAGCUGCCACAGCUGCAUGGCGUUCGACUCUUUGGCAUCAAUAAAUAUUAAGCAGAAGGUUUGACACUGACCGCCUCUGACAUGGCUACUGCUACUCCCCAGGUGGAGGAAACGAGUAGUCUGCUGUGCCAUGUAUCUAAUGGUAUUCAAUGAGAGAUGUUUUUACAUCUGCGAUAUAGUUCCUACUUCCUGCAGCAGUGUCUGGGAUGAAAGUUGAGUUUGUAAGAAGAUGUCUUCAAAUACUUAAAUGUGAAUCGGAAACCUCUAGAAGAAAGAUUUCCAUGAAGAACUGGGCGGGCCUAGCUCUAAAGUGUGAUCCCACUAAGACUGUAUGUAUGGCUGGCUGAUGCAAGUGACUUGUAAGGAAGGCGCAAGUUAACAGCUGAAAUGGAGAGCAGUGUUUCACAAAUACCCAGUCAGCCAUGAUGCAGAUGGUAACUUUACACAUAAAUCCAGGAUCCUUGAUGCAAAGGACUGGUGAGGCCGCAUUCUAGAUUAAGCGAAAGUAGCUAGUUUCUGUUGUAUGGAUUGUAGGUGGUUGUGCUUGUUACUGCAUUGUAAA
Messenger RNA from Cariama cristata (Red-legged seriema), 982 nucleotides. RefSeq names its product ORMDL sphingolipid biosynthesis regulator 1 (gene ORMDL1). The transcript has 3 exons. The record is from RefSeq and is a predicted model, not a curated record. NCBI's taxonomy places the organism in Eukaryota, Metazoa, Chordata, Aves, Cariamiformes, Cariamidae. Gene Ontology annotation, cellular component: endoplasmic reticulum membrane. Gene Ontology annotation, biological process: intracellular sphingolipid homeostasis; ceramide metabolic process; negative regulation of ceramide biosynthetic process. Bases 10 to 471 code for a protein of 153 amino acids.